This is a messenger RNA of Hibiscus syriacus, 3081 nucleotides long. RefSeq names its product pre-mRNA-splicing factor SYF1-like. Gene Ontology annotation, molecular function: protein binding. The transcript is spliced from 5 exons. The record is from RefSeq and is a predicted model, not a curated record. Bases 218 to 2947 code for a protein of 909 amino acids. NCBI's taxonomy places the organism in Eukaryota, Viridiplantae, Streptophyta, Magnoliopsida, Malvales, Malvaceae. Gene Ontology annotation, cellular component: Prp19 complex; U2-type catalytic step 2 spliceosome; post-mRNA release spliceosomal complex. Gene Ontology annotation, biological process: mRNA splicing, via spliceosome; generation of catalytic spliceosome for first transesterification step.
CAUCCAAAUCCAAUUCGUUUCCCCUUUUUCUCAUGCUUGAGGAUCGGGAUUUCUCCCAAAAGCCCUAGCUUCUUCCUUAUCAAUUACCAAAGGGCUUCUCCCAGUUUUAGGAAUAUCUGCAGAGGUCUCCACUCAGGUCAGUCAAGCGGUUCUUUUGCCUAGAUUUAGGGUUACGUUUUAUAUAUUUCUUUUGUUUAGUUUUGUGAUAUUUUCUUCAAUGUCGCUGGCAAAGGAACUAUACCCAUCUCACGAUGACCUCCUUUACGAGGAGGAACUGUUGAGAAACCCCUUUAGUUUGAAACUCUGGUGGAGGUAUUUAAUAGCUAGAUCAGACGCCCCCUUCAAGAAAAGAUUCAUAAUAUACGAGCGAGCCUUGAAAGCUUUGCCUGGCAGUUACAAGCUUUGGCAUGCUUAUUUGCGUGAGCGUCUUGAAAUUGUUCGUAAUUUACCUGUUACUCACCCUCAAUAUGAAAACCUUAAUAAUACUUUUGAGAGGGCGCUUGUCACAAUGCAUAAGAUGCCUAGGAUUUGGAUAAUGUACUUGCUGACGUUAACUGAGCAGAAGUUGAUUAGUAAGACACGCAGGACGUUUGAUCGAGCGCUUUGUGCAUUGCCUGUGACUCAACAUGAUAGGAUUUGGGAACCUUACUUAGUUUUCGUCAGUCAAAAGGGUAUCCCCAUUGAGACAUCGCUUAGGGUUUAUAGGAGAUAUUUGAAGUAUGAUCCUAGUCAUAUUGAGGAUUUUAUUGAGUUUUUGGUGAAUUCAAGUCUGUGGCAAGAAGCAGCGGAGAGGUUAGCAUCUGUUUUGAAUGAUGAUCAGUUUUAUUCAAUAAAGGGUAAAACUAAGCAUAGGCUGUGGUUAGAGUUGUGUGACUUGCUCACAACUCAUGCGACAGAUGUUUCGGGGCUCAAUGUGGAUGCGAUAAUCAGAGGUGGAAUUAGAAAGUUUACAGAUGAAGUUGGGAGACUCUGGACUUCACUUGCUGAUUAUUACAUCAGAAGAAAUCUGUUUGAGAAGGCAAGGGAUAUUUUUGAGGAGGGAAUGACGACUGUGGUUACCGUGAGGGAUUUCAGUGUCAUAUUUGAUGCUUAUUCACAAUUUGAAGAGAGUAUGGUUGCUCUUAAAAUGGAGAACAUGGAUUUGAGUGAUGAGGAAGAAGAUGUUGAAGAGGAUGAAGAGGACAUCCGUUUGGACAUUGCUCUAUGCAAAUCAAAAUCAAAGUUUGAGAAGAAGAUAUUUAAGGGGUUUUGGUUACAUGAUGAUAAUGAUGUUGAUUUGAGGUUGGCUCGGUUAGAACAUUUAAUGAAUAGAAGGCCCGAACUGGCUAAUAGUGUCCUUUUGCGCCAGAAUCCACAUAAUGUGGAGCAAUGGCAUCGUAGGGUCAAGCUAUUUGAGGGAAAUCCCACCAAGCAAAUAUUGACAUACACAGAGGCAGUUAGGACGAUUGACCCAAUGAAAGCUGUUGGAAAGCCCCAUACUUUGUGGGUGGCUUUUGCAAAGCUAUAUGAGACUUAUAAAGAUCUGGCAAAUGCUCGUGUCAUUUUUGAUAAAGCUGUUCAAGUAAAUUACAAGACUGUUGAUCAUCUGGCAAGUGUAUGGGCUGAGUGGGCAGAGAUGGAACUGAGGCAUAAAAAUUUCAAAGGGGCGCUGGAGCUGAUGAGACGUGCCACAGCUGAGCCUUCUGUUGAGGUCAAACGAAGAGUGGCUGCUGACGGUAAUGAACCUGUUCAGAUGAAGCUUCAUAAAUCCUUGAGGCUGUGGACGUUCUAUGUAGACUUGGAAGAAAGUUUGGGUACUCUGGAGUCAACUCGAGCAGUUUAUGAGAGAAUACUGGAUUUAAGAAUUGCUACUCCACAAAUUAUUAUAAACUAUGCAUUUUUAUUGGAGGAAAACAAAUAUUUUGAAGAUGCUUUCAAAGUGUAUGAAAGAGGUGUCAAGAUAUUCAAGUAUCCGCACGUGAAGGAUAUAUGGGUCACUUAUUUGUCGAAGUUUGUAAAGAGAUAUGGGAAGUCAAAACUGGAACGAGCAAGGGAACUGUUUGAGCAUGCUGUUGAAACCGCACCUUCUGAUGCAGUAAAACCCCUUUAUCUUCAAUAUGCCAAGCUGGAGGAGGAUUUUGGGCUAGCAAAGCGAGCUAUGAAGGUCUAUGAUCAAGCAACCAAGGCUGUUCCAAAUCAUGAGAAACUCGGCAUGUAUGAGAUUUACAUUGCCCGUGCAGCUGAGAUCUUUGGUGUUCCAAAAACGAGAGAAAUUUAUGAGCAGGCAAUAGAGUCUGGUCUUCCGGAUAAAGAUGUGAAGACAAUGUGUUUGAAAUAUGCAGAGUUGGAAAAGAGCUUAGGAGAAAUUGACCGUGCCCGUGGAAUAUAUGUAUUUGCAUCCCAGUUUGCUGAUCCACGCUCUGAUGCAGAUUUUUGGGAUAAAUGGAGGGAGUUUGAGGUGCAACACGGAAAUGAAGAUACCUUCAGAGAAAUGUUGCGGAUUAAACGGAGUGUGUCUGCAAGUUACAGCCAGACACACUUCAUUCUUCCAGAGUAUCUGAUGCAGAAGGAUCAUAACAUUGAUGAAGCAAAAGACAAAUUGAAACAGGCGGGUAUGUCCGAGGAUGAAAUGGCUGCUCUUGAGAGGAAUUUAUUACCCGCUGCUGAUAAUACUGUUUCCAAAGACAACUCUAGGAAAGUAGGGUUUGUGAGUGCUGGAGUUGAGUCACAGGUGGAUGGUGGGAUGAAAACAACAGCAAAUCUCGAAGAUAUUGAUUUGCCAGAGGAAAGUGACUCAGACGAAGAAAGGGUUGAAAUUGCUCAGAAAGAUGUCCCGUCUGCCGUGUUUGGAGGUGUUAGAAAGAGGGAAGAUGGCGAUGACAUUGAUGCCUCUGCUGCCAAAGACAAGGGUGGGAAGGGACUACUGGGUGCACUUGAGCGAAUCAAAAGGCAGAAGCAAGCUCAGUAAUACCUCUACAUAUUCAACUCCUACCAAGUUAUCUUUGAUAAUUCGAUGGAACUAACUCUGGAAUUUUCUGUGCCUGUUCUUUAGGAUUUUGUAUAUUUGGAUCAUAAUCAUAUCCAUUUCAAGUUUUGGAUUUC